CCGGGUUGACAGUGUGCGAGGCGGAAGUGCGGUCUGCUUACAGCCGCUGUCUCUGGGCGGGCCGAGGGAGGCUCCCAAGUAGGGGGCCGGGCUGGGAUGGCGGCAGCAGCGGCCGGGGCCGGCACCGGGUCUUGGGCAUCCCAGGAGAAACAGUUCCCACCGGCGUUACUGAGCUUCUUCAUCUACAACCCACGCUUUGGGCCACGCGAAGGAGAGGAAGAAAAUAAAAUUUUGUUUUACCAUCCAAAUGAAGUAGAAAAGAAUGAAAAAAUUAGGAAUGUUGGCUUAUGCGAAGCUAUUGUUCAGUUUACAAGGACCUUUAGUCCAUCAAAACCUGCAAAAUCUUUACAUACACAGAAGAAUAGACAGUUCUUCAAUGAACCAGAAGAAAAUUUCUGGAUGGUCAUGGUAGUUCGGAAUCCUAUAAUUGAAAAACAGAGUAAGGAUGGGAAACCAAUUGUUGAAUACCAAGAGGAAGAGCUGUUGGACAAGGUCUACAGCUCAGUGCUGCAGCAGUGCUAUAGCAUGUACAAGCUUUUUAAUGGGACAUUUCUGAAAGCGAUGGAAGACGGAGGUGUCAAGCUCCUGAAAGAAAGAUUAGAGAAAUUCUUCCAUCGCUAUUUGCAAACACUACAUUUGCAGUCAUGUGACCUGCUUGACAUUUUUGGUGGAAUCAGCUUCUUUCCACUGGAUAAAAUGACUUAUUUGAAAAUCCAGUCCUUUAUUAAUAGAAUGGAGGAAAGCUUGAAUAUAGUCAAAUACACUGCAUUUCUCUAUAAUGAUCAACUCAUCUGGAGUGGACUAGAACAAGACGACAUGAGAAUUUUGUACAAAUACCUCACCACCUCCCUGUUUCCCAGGCACAUGGAACCUGAGUUGGCGGGAAGGGAUUCUCCAAUAAGGGCAGAAAUGCCAGGAAAUCUUCAACAUUAUGGGAGAUUUCUUACUGGACCCUUGAACCUUAAUGAUCCAGAAGCAAAAUGCCGAUUCCCAAAAAUUUUUGUAAAUACGGAUGACACUUACGAAGAGCUCCAUUUAAUUGUUUAUAAGGCAAUGAGCGCGGCAGUGUGCUUUAUGGUUGAUGCCUCCAUUCAGCUGACGUUGGAAUUUUGCCGAAGACUGGACAGCAUCGUUGGGCCCCAGCUCACGGUGCUGGCAUCUGACAUCUGUGAGCAGUUUAACAUCAACAAAAGGAUAUCUGGGUGCAGGGUUUUGGAAAAUGUUCUGCGCAUGUGUCCUAGAACUUUGUCUGAGAAGGAGCCCCAGUUUAAGUUUAUCUACUUCAACCACAUGAACUUGGCGGAGAAGAGCACGAUUCACAUGAGGAAAACGCCCAGUGUGUCACUUACGUCUGUCCACCCGGAUCUGAUGAAGAUUCUAGGUGACAUCAACAGUGAUUUUACCAGAGCGGACGAAGAUGAAGAAAUCAUUGUGAAAGCCAUGAGUGAUUACUGGGUGGUUGGGAAAAAGUCGGAUCAGCGGGAGCUGUAUGUUAUUUUGAAUCAAAAAAAUGCAAACCUGAUUGAAGUCAAUGAAGAAGUAAAAAAGCUCUGUGCCACGCAGUUCAGUAACAUCUUCUUCUUGGACUGACUGACAACGGCUCACCGAAAACAUCUUUUAAAAACUCAGCGAACAUUUUGUUUACCAUUGCAAGUUAUUGGUCAUAUUAUUGACUGGAUUAAUGACAAUAGUAAAGCAAUACUUGCUUUGAAGAAUCAAAUUUCUACUCAGUCUGAUGAUCCCUUGAGGUUUUUAGAUUUUAAAUAUUUAUGUGGAAUUGAUUAAAGAUAGUUGGCUAUAUAUCAUUUCAUUCUUUUGACAUUAUGUGAAUAUUUUACUGGAAAAUAAGACUAAUAAAUUCUUUAAAAGUUUUUAAAA
Chinchilla lanigera (long-tailed chinchilla) is the source of this 1878-nucleotide messenger RNA. It is a transcript of the gene Ccz1, whose product is annotated as CCZ1 homolog, vacuolar protein trafficking and biogenesis associated. The transcript is spliced from 16 exons. Lineage: Eukaryota; Metazoa; Chordata; Mammalia; Rodentia; Chinchillidae. Gene Ontology annotation, cellular component: Mon1-Ccz1 complex; intracellular membrane-bounded organelle. The coding region runs from base 97 to 1590 and encodes 497 amino acids. Gene Ontology annotation, biological process: vesicle-mediated transport. The record is from RefSeq and is a predicted model, not a curated record.